Messenger RNA from Annulohypoxylon maeteangense, 459 nucleotides. RefSeq names its product YjgF-like protein. The record is from RefSeq and is a predicted model, not a curated record. Gene Ontology annotation, molecular function: deaminase activity. Lineage: Eukaryota; Fungi; Ascomycota; Sordariomycetes; Xylariales; Hypoxylaceae. Gene Ontology annotation, cellular component: cytosol; mitochondrion. The coding region runs from base 1 to 459 and encodes 152 amino acids. The transcript has a single exon.
AUGUCUCCUAACGGUGAAGCUUUCUUGCUUGACCCAAACACUCCGCCCGGGGCGACGAGAUACGCCCAUGCUCGCAUCGCACCGGCAUCGGCUCACCGUACCAUUUAUGUCUCCGGAAUAGCAGCAGUGACUCCUGAUGGAAAGCUCGAGGGUGCUACAGAGAAUGCAGACGGAACGUGGAAUCUAGACAUCCGAGAGCAGACAGCCGCCGUCCUACGAAGAAUUGACGCCAUCAUCCGAGGCGCUAGCAAUGGUAAAGGCGGCAUCCAUAAUGUCAUUGACUCGGUCGUCUAUAUAAUAGACAUGAAGUCCAAUUAUGCUGGAAUGAACGAGGAGUGGAACAAGAUUUUUGCAGAUCGCGCAAGUGCUCCGGCACGGGCUACCGUCGGGGUUCAAGAGCUGCCAGACCCGCGCUUUAUCGUGGAGGUCAAAGUAGUAGCAGUUGUCGACUUUGAGUAG